AAGCGGGCUCGGCGGCGCCCUCCCGCUCAGAGCCGCCGGCGCCCGCCAUGGUGCAGCCCGAGGAGCAGGCCCGGCUCUACCCGCCGCGGCCCGAGCUGCUGCCGGCGGCGCACGUCCCCUCGCUGCCCCACUACGAGCGCCUCUACCAGCGCUCCGUGGAGGAGCCGCAGGAGUUUUGGGGUGACAUUGCCAAAGAGUUCUACUGGAAGCGCCAGCACUCGGGGCCGUUUCUGAAGUACAACUUCGAUGUGACGAAGGGCAAGAUUUUCAUUGAGUGGAUGAAAGGGGCGACGACCAACAUCUGCUACAACCUCCUGGAUAGGAAUGUCGGUGAGAAGAAGCUCGGGGACAAAGUUGCUUUUUACUGGGAAGGGAACGAGCCUGGGGAUUCUAUGAAAAUCACCUACAGUGAGCUGCUGCACAAAGUCUGUCAGUUUGCCAAUGUCCUCCGCAACCAAGGUGUGAAGAAAGGAGACAGAAUUUCCAUCUACCUGCCGAUGAUCCUGGAGCUGGUGAUAGCCAUGCUCGCCUGUGCCAGGAUCGGGGCUCUUCACUCCGUGGUGUUUGCAGGUUUCUCAGCGAACUCUCUUUGUGAGCGGAUUCUUGACUGCGGUUGUUCUCUCCUCAUUACAGCAGAUGCCUUUUAUCGAGGAGACAAGCUGGUCAACUUGAAGCAGAUUGCAGACGAAGCCCUCCAGAAAUGUAAAGACAAGGGCUCCCCUUUGAAAAAGUGCAUUGUGGUGAAGCAUCUGGGGAGGGAAGAGAUAGUGGACGGGACGUGCAGCAAGUCUCCCCCUCUCAAAAGGCUGUGCCAGGAUGUACAGGAAAAAAAGGCUGAGAGCUCACAGAGACUCCAUCCCAAGACCCCCUGGAAUCCAGGCACGGACAUGUGGUGGCACGAGCUGAUGAGCGGUGCCAGCACGGAGUGCGAGCCUGAGUGGUGUGACUCGGAGGACAAACUCUUCAUCCUCUACACCAGCGGCUCCACGGGGAAGCCCAAGGGCGUGCUGCACACCGUGGGUGGAUACAUGCUGUACACUGCCACCUCCUUUAAAUACGUCUUCGAUUACCAGCCUGAGGAUGUGUACUGGUGCACGGCUGACAUCGGGUGGAUAACGGGCCAUUCCUACCUCACCUACGGACCCCUGGCGAACGGGGCGACGAGUGUGUUAUUUGAAGGUGUCCCCACCUACCCGGACGUCGGGCGAAUGUGGAGCAUUGUUGACAAGUACAAGGUGACCAAGUUCUACACAGCACCCACAGCCAUCCGGCUGCUGAUGAAGCAUGGGGAGGAGCCCGUUAAAAAGCACAGCAGGAAGACUCUGAAGGUGCUGGGGACCGUCGGGGAGCCCAUCAACCCUGAAGCCUGGCUGUGGUACUACCGCGUGGUGGGAGAAGAGAGGUGUCCCAUUGUGGACACGUUCUGGCAGACAGAGACGGGUGGCCACAUGCUGACAUCUCUCCCUGCUGCCACCCCCAUGAAGCCAGGCUCUGCUACGUUCCCCUUCUUCGGCGUGGUCCCUGCCAUCGUGAAUGAGUCGGGGGAAGAGCUGGAAGGAGAAGCAGAAGGCUACCUGGUAUUUAAGCAGCCCUGGCCAGGAAUAAUGCGCACGCUGUAUGGAAACCACCAGCAAUUUGAAACCACCUACUUCAAGAAGUUCCCUGGGUACUACGUGACAGGUGACGGUUGCAGGAGAGAUAAAGAUGGUUAUUACUGGAUCACAGGGCGAAUUGAUGACAUGUUGAAUGUUUCUGGCCACUUGCUGAGCACUGCGGAGGUGGAGUCAGCCUUGCUUGGGCACGCCGCUGUCUCUGAGGCUGCGGUGGUCAGCCACCCGCACCCCCUGAAAGGGGAAUGUCUCUACUGCUUCGUGACCCUGAAGGAUGGCCACGAGUUCACCAAGAACCUAGCAGAUGAGCUGAAAAAACAAGUCCGGGAAAAAAUUGGACCGAUAGCAACACCAGAUUACAUCCAGUAUGCCCCCAGCCUGCCCAAAACCCGUUCAGGAAAGAUCACCCGACGGAUAUUAAGGAAGAUUGCCAAAAAUGACAGAGAUGUGGGGGACAUCUCCACCUUAGCAAACCCGGGCAUCAUAAACCAUCUUUUCAACAGCAGAUGCGACACUAAACUGUAGGAGCAUGAGCUGUCCCAGCUGAGCAGGGCUGUAGCAGCAGCGGUAUCCUGAUGAGCAGGUCCCUCAAAUAACCACUGUCUGCCCUGGGAAAGAAACCCUCACCCCUUGAAUCGAAUGUACAAAUAUUAGAGACGAAGCAAAGGCUGGCCCUGGAGAGGCAGCAUCUCGUGGGCAUGCCCAUGCCUUGGAGGAGCACGCGUGUUGUGUUGCAGGUGGGAAUCCUCCACCUGAGGUUCAGCCUCGUUCACACAGGGACUUGUGCUCCUGUUUUUCGUCACCUUGUUCUUGAUUUAUUUUUAUUUUUGUUCUUUUUGGGAGGGGAGAUGGGGUGUUAAUUAUUAACUUUAUGUAGUUGAGGGGCCCUGGUGUCUUCCCCUUAGUGGGGAGGAACUGGGGGGUUGUAGGGGAAGUGGUACUGGAGUUAGUUAAUGCAGGCAGACAAGGGAGGUUCAUCUGUCACUGCCCACACACUGAGUAAGCUUCCUUUUCUUCUCAGACUGCUGUGAGCUGAGUGAGGAAAGACUUAAACACUUUCACAUCAUAACUACAACUGAGUUUUGGUCUUGCACCCACUGUCCAAGCUGGUUGCUAGCAGAGGUCCCCUAGCCUGAAAGGGAGUGAGGCAAGGCUUGAGGGAGCUCUGUGCUUUCGGUGGAUUUUAUAAAGCUCUCUUACACCAUCUUACACCAAGAUCUGCUGCAUCUAACGGGGUGGUGGCAGCUCGUUUAUUUUUCACAGCCCAGGCUCCUUUGCUCUGGCUGUGGAAGUAAGGAGCCAGAGGAAAGGGGCUUGAUCUGACAUGCUCCACAGACCUCUACUGCCACCAGCUGUGGGCUCAGCCUGGCAGAGCAAAGAACCCAAGGCACCACACAGGUCUGUGUUAGUCCUAGGUGAUUCCUCAUCAGGGAAAAAAAAUGUUUAAAGCCACCUCUUGCUUUAAUCUGGCAUGGCUUUAUGGUGAUGAGAGAAAACACCUCCAGAGUCUGAGCAUCACCAGGGUACUGCCACAGCCAACGUUUCCUGUUCAAAUCGCUUACACUGACCUCCAGCCCUGGGCUGCGCUGGGAGCUACUUCCUUGUACUGUCUGUAAUGAAAUCACAGGUGAGCUGUUGGAAUUUCUGCACUUAAACCAAAGGAGAAAUGGGCUUUAAAUCUUGCUGCAACACCUGUUUAGCAAAUGCCACCCUACAGCCUUUGCCUGUACCCUGAGCUGACUUUUGGCUGGGCUGGAAAGGAGGAGGUGACUCUUCUAGGGCUCAGGGUUGUUGCAGGUACUCUGAGGGCUGUUGUCCAAGCCUCAUUUCUUACCUGCUGCUCUCACCGGCAUGGUACGUGUCUGUGAUCUGUAAUGUCAGUCAUGUCCUGUGUGCCACCCACUGCUCUGUGCCACCUCACUGACAAGAAUUCCUACAUCUGCUCUCCUCCUAUGUUACUAUGGGUCUGCUAUGUAAUUUUGGCUGGAGACAGCUAGAAUUCUAUGCAAAAUGGAAUAAAAUGCAAGGAAACAAAAUGGAAGCGGGCUUA
Messenger RNA from Oxyura jamaicensis (ruddy duck), 3660 nucleotides. RefSeq names its product acyl-CoA synthetase short chain family member 2 (gene ACSS2). NCBI's taxonomy places the organism in Eukaryota, Metazoa, Chordata, Aves, Anseriformes, Anatidae. Gene Ontology annotation, cellular component: cytoplasm. Gene Ontology annotation, molecular function: acetyl-CoA synthetase activity; AMP binding. The coding region runs from base 48 to 2135 and encodes 695 amino acids. The record is from RefSeq and is a predicted model, not a curated record. The transcript has 20 exons.